This is a messenger RNA of Heterocephalus glaber (naked mole-rat), 1065 nucleotides long. It is a transcript of the gene Krtap29-1, whose product is annotated as keratin associated like protein 29-1. The record is from RefSeq and is a predicted model, not a curated record. Lineage: Eukaryota; Metazoa; Chordata; Mammalia; Rodentia; Bathyergidae.
AUGGUGAACAGCUGUUGUCCUGGAAAGGACUUGGCUACUCCAGCGGUGCCUACCACCACCAUGUCCCCAAGAGGUGGCAGAGUCGGAAAUGCUAUCUGUCUGCCCAGUUCCUGCCAGAGCAGAACGUGGCAGCUGGUCACAUGCCAAGAAAGCCAUCAGCUGCCCAGCAGCCUCCUGAGGGGCUGUGAACCCAUUUCUUCCCAAGCUCCCUACCUUUCCGACAUGUCUUGUGUGGGUUUUAUUUGCCAACCCAUAUGCCCCAGCACUGCCUGCUCCGAAUCCAGCACUGGUCACUCUCCUCGUCCAGUCUCCUCCCCUCCUCCAUCCUGCUUGGACUCCUCUCGUUGUGAGACAAAGUACUGUGAUGCCAGCUCCUGCCAACAAAGUUCCUGCCGGGAACCUGUGUGCACACCUGGGCCAUGCCAGGCAGCGUGUGGCCAAUCCAUCUGCCAUGAUGUGAAAUCCUGCCAGCUGUCUGGCUCAGAAGUAACUUCCUGUGCUGAAACGUCUUGCCCACAAGUUCUCUCUGCAGCUGGUUCAUGCCAACCAACCUGCUGCCAAGGAGGCUCAUGGCACCCCACUGGAGGUGAGGACCAGCCCUGCAGUGCCACAUAUUACCAACCCGUCUGCUAUAUCUUUGAGCCUUGUCAGUCCGUUCCCUGCACUCCUGUUUCCUGCCAGCCAAUGACUUACAUGUUGAGUUCUUGCAGUCCUGCUUGCUGGGUGGCCUCUCCUUCCCAGUCAUGUCACUGCCAACCAGUGUCUCCUAUAUCCUUCAUCUGCCAGCCAGUGGCCACUUGCCAGUCCCCUUGUUCUGAGAAGUGCCCCUGCAAGCCAGUUUCCUGUGGCCAACCCACCUGCGGUGGACCCACUUCUCACAGUUGUGGCCGAAAGUCCCCGCCCUGCCAGCCAGCUUGUUGUGUGACAGGUUCAGGCAAAGCAUCCAGCUGUGGGCCCAGCUGCUUCCGAGCGACUUCCCCAAGUCGGUGCAAAGCAAGGCCCUGUUUGCUGACUUCCUGCCAGCCAGGCUGCAAGGUGAGCUGCCAUUGGCCCAUGCUCGGCUGA